Molecule: messenger RNA, 1818 nt
Organism: Microtus ochrogaster (prairie vole)
Lineage: Eukaryota; Metazoa; Chordata; Mammalia; Rodentia; Cricetidae
Product: vomeronasal type-2 receptor 116-like
Exons: 6
Coding region: 1-1818 (605 amino acids)
Biological process (GO): G protein-coupled receptor signaling pathway
Cellular component (GO): plasma membrane
Molecular function (GO): G protein-coupled receptor activity
Source: RefSeq, a predicted model, not a curated record
AUGGCUGUUCAUGUUGGUGCAGUUAGCCUGGAAGAGAAAUGGAAGAACUAUCAAUAUUUGCUGACCUUAUACUUUGCCAUUGAGGAGCUCAAUAAAGAUGCACACCUGCUUCCCAAUGUGACCUUGGGUUUCCACCUCUACAACGCUUUUGACUAUCACUACAGAACCUUAGAAGGACCUCUGAUGUGGCUGUCUGGAAGGAGUGAGUUUAUCCCUAACUACAAAUGCAAAACUCAACACAAAGCUCUUGCAAUCAUUGCAGGAGUCAGGCCUGAAUUUUCUGCUGCAAUUGGAACACUUUUGGAACUCUACAAAAUUCCACAAGUCUCAUAUGGAAAUUUUGAUUCUGCACUAACUGACAAAGAUACAUUCCCAUCCCUUUACCAAACGUCUCCAAAAGACACAGCAUUAAUCCAAGGUGUAAUCUCUUUAUUGCUGCACUUUUCCUGGAAAUGGGUGGGUCUCAUUGUGUCUGAUGAUGUAAAAGGUAAGGAGUUCAUCUCUGACUUGAAAGCGGAGAUGGCAUCAGAAGAUAUCUGUGUAGCUUUUACACUUCAUCCAUUCCUGAGAAAAAUUCAAUUUACAAGCACUGAUGGAGAACAAAUAUGCUUUGAUGAGAACAAGAAUCAUGUAGAAAAAUAUGAUAUACAAAAUUUUAUGGUACAUACUAAUCAUUAUACAUUUCUAGUUAAAGUAGGAGAGUUUGUCUCCAAGAGUCCACAAGAUCAAGGCUUGUUUAUCAAUGAAGUUAUGAUCAAAUGGCCAAGCCACUACAAUCAGACUCCUCAAUCUGUAUGUACACAGAGUUGUGGUCCAGGUUUCUGGAAAAGUCUAGAAAAAGACAGACCUAUCUGUUGUUUUUCUUGUGUGUUUUGUCCAGAGAGACACGUUUCCAAUCAAACAGAUCAGCAGGAGUGUAUCCCUUGCCCAAUUCAAGAGUACCCAAACCCUGAGAGAAACAGCUGCUUGCCCAAGUCAGUGACAUUCCUGUCCUUUGAUGACUCUCUGGGCAUGGCUCUGGCCUGCACAGCUCUGUGCUUGUCUGUCAGCACAGUUGUAGUUUUUGGAAUCUUUCUCAAGCACCAAGACUCACCCAUCGUGAAGGCCAAUAAUCGGACUCUCAGCUUCAUCCUGCUCAUCUCCCUCCUCCUCUGCUUCCUGUGCCCAUUUCUCUUCGUUGGCCAGCCAAACACGGCCUCCUGCAUAUUGCAACAAAUUACAUUUGCUCUGGUGUUCACUCUGGCUCUUUCCACUGUUUUGACAAAAACUAUAACUGUAAUUCUGGCCUUUAGAGCCACGGCACCAGGAAAAACAAUGAGAAGGCUCUUUGUCUCAGGCUUCUAUAAUUCUGUCAUCCCCAUCUGUAUCCUGAUCCAGCUUAUUCUCCUUGCAAUCUGGCUGGGAAUCUCGCCUCCAUAUAUUGAAGUGGAUGCAUACUCUGAACAUGGUCACAUCAUCAUUUUGUGCAACAAGGGUUCAGUCACUGCUUUCUAUUGUGUGUUGGCAUACUUGGGGAUCCUGGCCCUAGUGAGCUUCUCUGUUGCUUUUCUGGCUAGGAACCUGCCUGAUACCUUCAAUGAAGCCAAAUUUCUGACAUUCAGCAUGCUGGUGUUCUGCAGUGUCUGGGUCACCUUCCUCCCUGUCUACCACAGCACCAAGGACAGGACCAUGGUGGCUGUAGAAGUCUUCUCCAUCUUGGUAUCCACUGCAGGGCUGCUAGGGUGCAUCUUUUUUCCAAAGUGCUACAUAAUACUUCUAAGAUCUGAUAAGAACUCUUUGAAAAGUUUUAAGAACAAAACACAAUCUAGGAAAAACUGA